Rubroshorea leprosula is the source of this 1197-nucleotide messenger RNA. Lineage: Eukaryota; Viridiplantae; Streptophyta; Magnoliopsida; Malvales; Dipterocarpaceae. The record is from the annotation of a GenBank genome assembly.
UCUCCCCCUUUCCCUCAGAAACUCUUCCUCAAAAUAUCACAACAAAAUAGUUCUGCAUCACCUCUAUCUCUGAAAAAUAUGGAGGACCUGCUUCUGACCCAAGAACCCAAGACUCUAUCUCCGUCCGGCAGUGGGCGAAGAAGCAGUGGAAGUUGUUCGAGCUCGCCGGAAUUUGAGUUCUGGAUGGUCCGAAACCCGUCUUGUCCCCAGCCUGAUCUUCUCUCCGCCGACGAACUCUUUGUUAACGGCUUCCUCCUUCCUCUUGACCUCCUAGCUAAUAAACAACCCGACCCGAAUCCGCCUCCUGAUCCGGAUACUCCCUCUUCUGAACCUCCUGGUCCCGACCCAGAACCUGAAGGGUGCCCAGAUUCCGAACGUGGUCCUCCGGUGAUGUCGGAUCCGGCUGCGGCUUCGUCAGCGUCGAAACGAUGGCGGGACAUUUUCAAGAAGGAUAAGGGUAAAAAUGGAACGGCGACAAAACAGGAGGAGAAGGAGGGAGAGAAAGGAAAAGAGAGGAGGAAGGAGAAGAAGAAUCAGAGUCAAACCGGAGCGAAUCCGGCGGAGUUGAACAUCAAUAUAUGGCCAUUUUCGAGGAGCAGAUCCGCCGGGAACAGCGGGACCCGACCCAAGAUGACCGGGUCUAUGGGGACCCGGAAGGUAAGCAGCGCUCCUUGCUCGCGGAGCAACUCGGCCGGCGAGUCCAAGUCGCGGGUGAAAUGGCCAAGCAGUCCGGGUCGUUCCGGAGUGCAUUUGGGUCGAAGCAGUCCAGUCUGGCAGGUUCGGCGUGGUGGGUCCGGGCUAAAGACCUCCGACGGACUAAUCCGGAGCAGUGAGAAGGGGCAUGGCAGUGGUAAAAAGGAAGUCACUGAGCCUCGCCGGUGUAAAACCGUUGGUAAUGGCGGUAAAGCUCGUGUCUUGAACCUGAAUGUGCCCAUGUGUAUCGGGUACCGGCAUAAUUUAAGUUGUAGAAGUGACACGAACGGCGCUGACAACAGUGGCAGUAGCAGCGGCGGCGAUGGCCAUCCCACCACCGUAGGAGGCGGUGGUAGUCUCCUGAUUCUCCGCAAUCUAUUUGCUAAAAAAGUCUACUAAAAACUCAACUUUUCAUCUAUUUUUGUCCUAUCAAAGUAAUUAAGUCUAAUUUUCUUUCUCUUGUAAACAAUUACUCAUGUAAUUUGAUAAAUACUAGUAUUAAAG